AUGCCUUUCAAUAGUCAUGGAGACAAACUAAAGCAGACAAGAAGUUUAGGCCACCAAAUGGGGGCAAUGGGUCCAAUUCACCACCACCAUAAUCUGAAGAAGAAUAUUAAUAUCGACGUUUUCUUCUUAAAGAAGUUUAUUUGUCUUCACAUCAACGGGAAGAACAAUUGGAAACGGAAUUUUGUAGAUGGCGGCUUCAAAUCCGAUGACGAACAACACAGACGGACCACGUGAUUCAUCGAAGCGGAGAAAGAAGAAGAAAAUGCUAAAGCAAUUUAGCAGCAAUAGAAAUCAGGUGCCGGAAAACAUGAAUAAUAACCACGACGAGAUUACGUCAUGGAAAUCAGAAGAUCGACAGGAAGCAUAUAGUUCCAAACUCUUCGAAGCUCUCCGCCAUCUCCGGCUGAGCUCCGGUACGUCUUCACAUUCUGUUCCGCUUCGUGGACGUGCGGUUCGUGAAGCCGCUGACCGUGUCCUUGCAAUGGCGGCGAAAGGGCGGAGUCGAUGGAGUCGCGCGAUUCUCUCAAACAAACUGAAGCAUAAAUUCAUGAAGAGUAAUCUGAGGCAAAGAGGUGCCAUUGCGACGGCGACCGGUAAUAGUCAGUUUAAGAAGCCGAGAUUGGGUAUUUUGAGGUUGAAGUCCAUGAAUUCUCCGGCGGUGAAACGGAAAAAACGUGAUCUCGGGAGGUUAGUUCCCGGCUGCCGGAAACAGCCUUUCCCUGUUGUAUUAGAAGAAGUGGCCGAUUAUAUUGCAGCUCUUGAGAUGCAAGUUAAAGCCAUGGCUGCACUCGCUAGCAUUUUCUCAGCCGGCUCUAGUUCUGGCCCUGGCUUUGCCACUGGAGCCGUGAAUCGAAAUCAGCUCAGUCUUAGCCGGCCACCACCAAGCUCGUGAUAUUUUUCCUCUAUCCCUUUUUUUCUAUUUACUACUUUUUAGAGUAAAUUACACUAUUGGUCCCUCAUUAUAGCUGAUGUUUAUAAUUUUAGCCUUUUUUUAUUGUAACGUUGGUCCCUAUUUAUUGUAAUGUUUUUGGUCUUAGCUGAUUUCUGCAUAUUAUGUCCAAAAAAGUGUAGACAUUUUCUUGGAUUAGGGACCAUAAAAUAUUUAUAUAAAAAAAACUUCAAAAUAAUGACUAGAAUUGUAAAAAAAUUACAAAAAUUAUAAAAAUCAGCUAUAUUCAUGACCAAAAAUAUAAUUUUAUUUUAUUCUUAUUUGUGUAAUGUUUGUUCCUGCUUUUAUAUCAAAUUUCUCUACCU
This is a messenger RNA of Lactuca saligna, 1254 nucleotides long. Lineage: Eukaryota; Viridiplantae; Streptophyta; Magnoliopsida; Asterales; Asteraceae. The record is from the annotation of a GenBank genome assembly.